CCAUAAACAAACACGCCACACCAACUGCCAGUUUUGUCUGUCAAAGGAAAAUAAGACAUCAACGGCAUCACUCCAUGCAGCUUUGAAGAAUAUGCGACAGAAGCCCCAGGCCCUGGUUCAGAGAUGUUUCCAACAGCUCUUCUUACUCGAAAGCGUCGGCGGCCUGAAGUUGCCUUCGCUGGGGGUCACGAGGAGGUGAAGUUCAGGGAUGUGACUCUGUACCUGGUGGAGAGGAGGAUGGGAAAAAGCAGGAGGAAUUUUCUGUCUAAUCUCGCCAGAUCAAAGGGCUUCUGCGUAGACGAUGCUCUCAGUGCUGAUGUGACGCACGUCGUGUCGGAGGGGAACGCGGCGCAGGAGCUCUGGAGCUGGCUGGAGGAGCAGGGCUUCAGAGAGACUCAUGACAAACACGUGUUGCACAUCAGCUGGUUUACUGAGAGCAUGAGCGCCGGCCGGCCCGUGCCUGUGGAAAUCAGACAUUACAUACAAAAUCCCACUAUGGAUCAGAGGUCGUGUGCACAUCCGUCAGCCAAACCUGAGUCUGCUGUGUCUCCGUACGCCUGCCAGAGACGAACGACAAUAGAUAACCAUAAUAAGAUCUUUACAGAUGCGUUGGAUGUAGUGGCGGAGAACCUGGAGUUCAGUGGGAAUCAGGGGUCGAGCCUGGCGUUCAAAAGGGCCGCGUCUGUGCUCAAGAGCCUCCCCGCUGGCCUGACACGCCUGGAGGAGACGCAGUGCCUGCCCUGCCUGGGAGAACAUAGCAGGGCCAUCAUCGAGGAGAUCUUUGAAUGCGGCUCUUCCUCCAGAGUUGAGGAGAUACUGAAUGAUGAGAGGUAUCGGACUAUGAAGUUGUUCAGCAGUGUUUUCGGGGUCGGACCCAAAACGGCAGAGAACUGGUUCUGUAGAGGACUGCGGACGUUUGAACAGGUCCUGAGCGAACCCAGCAUCAGACUGAACCGCAUGCAGACCGCAGGAUUCUUGUUUUAUGAGGACAUCAGUAAGCCGGUGAGCAGGACAGAGGCCAGCGCUCUGAAGAUUAUAGUGGAGGAAGCUGUUAUCUGUGUCAACCCAUCCGCCACCGUCAAUAUUACAGGAGGAUUCCGCAGGGGGAAGGAGUUCGGGCACGAUGUGGACUUCAUCAUUAAAACACCUGAGGCCGGACAGGAGGACGUGAUUCUGCCCGCGGUGAUCGAGCGAUUCAAAAGCCAGAACAUCCUGCUGUACUCAGACCUCCAGGAGUCGACCUUUGACCUGCGGCAGCUGCCGACUCGCUGCUUCGAGGCCAUGGAUCAUUUCAGCAAGUGUUUCCUGAUCGUGAAGCUGAAGCGCGAGCAGGAGACGGACGCGACAGCGGGACGUGACUGGAGAGCCGUGCGUGUGGAUCUGGUGGCUCCGCCGCUGGAGCGCUUCACUUACGCACUGCUGGGAUGGUCGGGAUCCACGCUGUUUGAAAGAGACCUGAGACGAUUCGCCAGACUGGAGCGAGGAAAACUGCUGGACAACCACGUGCUUUACGACAAAGCAACGAAUACCUUCUUGCCUGCUAACACGGAAGAGGACAUCUUUGCCCACUUGGGUUUAGAGUAUAUUGAACCUUGGCAACGAAAUGCCUAGUUUCAGUCUCUGCUCUGUGAAGCCUGCUGAUGUUCUGGACAGAUUCAACACCCUCGACAUGACGCUGAUGCUGAUUCACACUGAAAUAUCCGCAGUCUGAUCUCUCCAGCCAGCGUGAGCAUUAUUGAUAGUUCAUGGAGUUCUGUUUUGUUUUUCAAAUACACAUACAGUCACACCCAAAAGUAUUUGGACACUUUAAAAUGUCUAAAUGUCCAUGCAGUAGAUAAUUAUUUGAAGCAAAAAUGCACAAGCAGACUUUUCAAGCAAAGCAUUAAAGGGUGUAAUUUGUGUAGUGCAAAAAUAAUGAUUGUUUCCAAAAAAAAAAAAAAGUUUUUGAAAGAAGUCUCUUCUAUUCACCAAGGCUGCAUUUAUUUGAUCAAAAAUACAGUAAAAAAUGUGAGAUAUUAUUAUAAUUUAAAAUAGCUGUUUUCGAUGUGAAUAUAUUGUAAAAUGUAAUUUAUUUCUGUGACCAAAGCUGUAUUUUCAGCAUCAUUACUCCAGUCUUCAGAGUCACAUGAUCUUCAGAAAUCAUUCUAAUAUGCUGAUUUUCUGCUCAAGAAACAUUUCUGAUUAUUAUCAAUGUUGAACACAGUUAUUUUACUGCCCAACAUUUUUGUGGAAACCAUGAUACAUUUUAUUUUUCAGGAUUCACAGAUGAAUAGUUCAAAAGAACAGCAUUUAUUUGAAAUAUAAAUCUUUUGGUACAUUAUAAAUGUCGUUACUGUCACUUUUGAUCAAUUUAAUGCAUCCUUGCUGAAUAAAAGUGACUGAACCCCAACUUUUGAACCUUAGUGUAUGUCCAAUUAUAAAAUGUAAAAUGGUUGCAAAAUUAAUGUUAAGCUGUUGUUUGUUUUAAUGUUAAGAUGUUUUUUUUUUAUUAAUUUGAUUAAGUGAUUAUUAUUCAACUUUUCCUUCUCUCAGUUUCUCAGACAUUGGUUUAGUUAGAGUUACAUGAUGUUACUUCAGAACAGCUUUUUUUUUUUUUUUUAAAUAGACGCUUUUAACAUUAGUGAAUGUUAACAAAUGUUCUUCUAGUAACGUUAAUUGAACAUUUGUUUAAAGUUAUCUGGUCUCUAAAUGUUAGUGCAAAAACAUUAUUAAUACAUCGUUUAUGGAACGUUUUUAAAAAAACAUUUUCAUUGGAUGUUCAUUUAACGUUUUACAAACGUUACUACUUCGUAGUUUCACAUGGUUUAGAGAACAUUCAAAAGUAACGUUCUCAUAACGUUUGCAAAAUAAUAAAAUGUAACGUUCCCUUAAUGUUGUCUUUAGCAUUCACAACCAAGAAAAAAAGCUUUUUAACAUUAAAAAUACGUACGUUUAAAAAAAAUGUUAUUAUAGUGUCAAAUGGUUGAGAAAACAUUCAAAAGUUACAUUCCCGUAAUGUUUGUAAAAUAACAAAAUGAAACGUUAGCUUAAUGUUCUUUUUUUUUUUGUUCAUAUAAUCAAGAAAUAAAAGUUUUUUUAAGCAUUUAAAAACAUUCAGAAAAUAUCAUAAAUAAUGUUUCAACAGGAACGUUAACCAAACGUUCUUAUAACAUAUUCAUAUACAUGUUGUGAUAUUUAAACACUCUUUCCGUGUUUGUUCAAACACUGUGAGAUUUUAUCCCAUGCAAACCUCUUCAUGCUGUUUGUUUGUGACUCGAGUGCAACCCGUGAUGUCUUGAGGAAGAUCACAAGGUCUGGAUCUUCCUAUUUAAGGAUCUUUAAGUAGAACAGCUCAGGCGUUUCCAGGACUCGACCCGAGGGCCUCUCUUUCUCUCUUUUUUUAUCCCUGACCCCUUCCGAAACGCCAAAGCAGAAGCGCACUGAACCGGACUGAACCGGCUCCAGCAUUCAAACUGGGUUAGCUACUGUUGUGUUGGCGUUAAAUUACUUUACAUUGAAUUUUACGGCCCACAGCAACACCACAAUUCCCAUCAGGCUCUGCUGUGCUGCACUUUCUAUGAGUAAUCUUCAGUAACAAAAGCUUUAUUAAAUUCUGACUUUGCUAAUUCCAACAAUAGCUGUGAUCCAAAGCCUAGUGAGACACACUUUAAAAUCUAAAUUCACUCUACUGUUCAUAAUAUAUCUCUGGUCCUAUUGUGCGAGUCCAAAGAAGACGUUUUAUGCGACUUCUCACCAUCGUCAAAUCAUUAACUAAUUUUAAGUUUACUUUCUGACCAUGUAACAAAUUAAAGUAAAAAAAAAACAAAAAACAGAAGUGUUUCUGAAACGUUGAAAUGUUGAGUUUUGAUGUCGUGAUUGGAAUGUUAUUUAAUGGUUACAAAAAUGUUUCAUACAACAUUCUACGAAUUAUUUUCACCCAAAAUAUGCUAUUUGAAUGUUUUUUCCCCAUAUUCUAUGAAAUUUAAAAUAUGUCCAGUUUUCUUGUUAUAAUUGAAGUUAUUUAAAUGUUACAAAAACAUUAACUAAAUAUAACUUUAUUUGAAUGAUUUUUAAUAUUUUAAGAAUGUUAAAAUGUCCACGUGAUUAUUACAUUACUAUUCUACUAAUGUUAUUUGCACCCAAAAUAGAACUUUUUUGAAAGUUUAUUCUAAGAAUGUUUAAAUGUCCAGUUUUUGUACUUAGAAAGUUUUAGGCCUAAAGGGUACAAAAACAUUAACUUUAUUUUUUAGAUAAAAAAACAAACAAAAACUAAGCAAGUUAAA
Onychostoma macrolepis is the source of this 4262-nucleotide messenger RNA. It is a transcript of the gene dntt, whose product is annotated as deoxynucleotidyltransferase, terminal. The transcript is spliced from 11 exons. Gene Ontology annotation, biological process: double-strand break repair via nonhomologous end joining. The record is from RefSeq and is a predicted model, not a curated record. Gene Ontology annotation, molecular function: DNA binding; DNA-directed DNA polymerase activity; DNA nucleotidylexotransferase activity. The coding region runs from base 124 to 1611 and encodes 495 amino acids. Gene Ontology annotation, cellular component: nucleus. Lineage: Eukaryota; Metazoa; Chordata; Actinopteri; Cypriniformes; Cyprinidae.